AUGGCAUCAACAAAGAUCUAUCUUUUUGGAGACCAGACACACAGCUUCGAUGCCGGUCUACGUCGAUUAUACCAGCAGAAGGAGAAUGGACCCCUUACAGCGUUCUUCGAGAAGGUCCAUUUCGCCCUUCGGCGAGAGAUAGGACAGCUUCCUGUCGCAGAGAGGCAAUGGUUUCCCGCCUUCACGAGCGUAGUCGACCUGCUCGCUAGGCAUCGUGAGUUGGGGAACAAUCCUGCACUGGAGGGCGCAUUAACUUGCAUCCAUCAUUUAGCGUGCUUCAUCAGUCACUUUGGUGAAGGCUCCCGAAUAUAUCCAGCGCCUGUGGACAGCAUUGCAGCCGGUGCCUGCAUAGGUCUCCUUGCGGCAGCAGCAAUCAGCUCAGCUCAAACCGUCAUCGAUCUUCUACCACCAGCCGUUGAAGCGGUGCUGGUUGCUUUCUAUACCGGUCUACGUACGAUGGAGACACGAGAUUACAUCGAGCGCGCUCCAUCCACUGCGAACUGGUGUAUGGUUGUUGCCGCACCGGACGAGCACAUGGUAUCUGCAGCCAUUGAAGACUACGCCUGUGCAAAAUGCCUAUCACGUUCGUCCCGGCCCUACAUCAGCGCUGUGAGCACGUCAAGUCUGGCAAUCAGCGGCCCACCAAGAGUGCUUGAAACGAUGCUUCAGUCUUCACCGUUCAACGCUUGGCGACCACUCAAACUCGCCAUUCACGCUCCCUACCACGCUUCGCAUCUUUAUCAAGAGGCAGAUUUAGACGCUAUCCUCAGUAUGAGGCAUCAGGCAGUGCUCAACUCAUACACACCGAAGAUUCCCGUAAUAUCAAGUGUGACCGGCGAUCGUCUUUCCGCCUCAAACUACGGUGCUCUCUUGAGGUGCGCACUGAGGGAGAUUCUACUAGAACCGCUGCGGUGGAACAAGAUCAUCGAAGGUUGCAAGAACAUCGCCGAAUCGAUUAACUCCGACCUGUGGCAAAUCUUCCCAGUUGCAAGUUCGGUACCGAAUGGCUUGGUUUCGGCGUUGCAGCAGGGUGGAAAAGUUGAGGUCGAAGUGGAUGACUGCAUUUCGUCUGGAUCCAAGCGGCCAUCAUCUCGGGGAUCGCCCACUGGUCGGCCAGAACAGUCAAAGAUUGCGAUUAUUGGCUACUCAGGACGCUUUCCUGAUGCGAUAAGUCCCGAGCACUUCUGGGAUCUCAUGUAUCAGGGCCUGGACGUCCACCGUGAAGUGCCAAAGGACAGGUGGAACGUCGAGACGCACGUAGACCCCACAGGCAAGAGGAAAAACACGAGCAAGGUGCCAUAUGGAUGCUGGAUCCGUGAGCCGGGACUUUUCGAUUCGCGAUUUUUCAGCCUUUCCCCUCGCGAGGCGGACCAGAGCGACCCAGCACAGCGAUUAGCGAUUACAACAGCCUACGAAGCCCUUGAAAUGGCCGGUAUCGUGCCCAAUAGAACGCCUUCGACGCAGCGUAACCGAGUCGGAAUGUUCUAUGGUACUACCAGCGACGACUGGCGUGAGAUCAACAACGGCCAGAACAUUGAUACAUAUUUCAUUCCUGGAGGAAACAGGGCUUUCGUACCCGGUCGGAUCAACUACCACUUUAAAUUUAGCGGCCCCAGCAUUAGUGUGGACACGGCCUGUUCGUCCAGUUUCGCAGCUAUCCAUACCGCAUGCAAUGCUCUCUGGAGGGGAGAAUGCGACACUGCGGUCGCUGGCGGUACCAAUAUUCUGACGAAUCCGGACAACCACGCGGGCCUUGAUCGCGGACACUUCCUUUCAACCACCGGUAACUGCAAGCCGUUUGACGAUGGUGCAGAUGGAUAUUGUAGGGCGGACGCCGUUGGUACGGUCGUCCUCAAAAGGCUGGAGGACGCAGAAGCAGACAACGAUCCGAUUCAGGGCGUUAUACUCGGAGCCCUAACGAACCACUCUGCGGAAGCAGUCUCAAUCACGCGGCCGCACGCUGGGGCCCAGGCUUACAUUUUCGACAAAGUCUUGAACGCCUCAGGAAUCGACCCAACCGAGGUUGGCUACAUCGAGAUGCACGGAACGGGCACUCAGGCUGGUGAUGCCGUCGAAAUGAGCUCUGUUCUAAGCGUCUUUGCCCCCGAUACACGCAAACGCUCCUCGGAUCAGCCGCUGUACCUAGGAUCUGCCAAAGCUAACGUUGGCCAUGCGGAGUCCGCCUCUGGGGUUACUUCACUCAUUAAGGUCCUACUUAUGAUGCAGAAGAACAUUGUUCCUCCGCACGUAGGCAUCAAAACCAAGAUCAACCAUGGGUUUCCCAAGGAUCUCGAACAGCGCAAUGUUCGUAUCGCUAUGAGGCCUACGCCAUGGACGAGAAACGAUGGCAAGAAGAGGCGUGUGUUCUUGAACAACUUUUCGGCUGCUGGUGGCAACACCGCGCUAUUGCUUGAGGACGCGCCGAUCGCUGCGGCCAAAGAGGGAGCAGAUCCUCGUUCUACUCACGUUUUUGCCGUGACUGCGCGGUCGAAGAAUUCGCUCGUGAACAACAUCAAAGCUAUGUCGACCUAUGUAGGUGGCUGCAAGGAGGACGAAUUGCCAAAGCUAGCAUACACGACGACUGCUCGCAGGUUGCACCACAACUUCAGGGUCAUGGUCAGCGGAAACGACUUUUCGUCAGUCAAGGCUGCGCUGGACGCCGCUGCUGCUCGGGACGACUUCCGACCAGUGCCCGCAGCUGCCCCGAAAGUAGCUUUCGCCUUCACCGGCAACGGAUCCCAGUACAUCGCCAUGGGAAAGCAACUCUUCGACAAUUUCGCUCAGUUUCGUCAGGACAUCCAGCGGUUCGACAGCAUCGGACUGGCCCAGGGCUUUCCUACGAUACAGCCCCUCAUUGAUGGCAGCUGCUCGAAUAUCGACGAACUUGGACCGAUCGUGACGCAGCUGGGUGCUACUUGCAUGCAGAUGGCACUGGCAAGACUCUGGGAAUCCUGGGGAGUGAAGCCAAGCGUGGUAGUCGGCCACAGUCUUGGAGAAUACGCAGCCUUGAACGUCGCUGGAGUACUCUCUGCAAGCGAUGCCAUUUACCUAGUGGGCAAGAGGGCGCAGUUGCUGCAAGAGCGUUGUACCGUGGGAAGCCAUGUUAUGCUUGCCGUCAAGGCGUCCGCUUCCUCCAUCAGCUCUUUCUUGGAUGGUAAAGAGGCCGAAGUCGCCUGUAUCAAUGCUCCUGAAGAGACUGUCGUUAGCGGCCCAAGCGAUGUCAUCGAUAACGUUGCGGACAAAAUCGCAUCUGCAGGCUUCAAGUCGACAAAACUGAAGGUGCCAUACGCUUUCCACUCAGCGCAAGUUGAGCCGAUUCUGGAGAGUUUCCAAGACAUCGCGGACUCGGUUACCUUCCACGGACCCAGCGUUCCAAUCAUCUCCCCAUUGCUUGGCGAAGUCUUUACUGAUGCGAACUGUUUCUCCGGCAAGUAUCUCGCCCGUCAUUGCCGUGAGCCGGUGGACUUCCUCCGUGGUAUCGAGGCUGCAAAGAGCGCUAAGAUUCUCAACGACAGCAUGAUGUGGCUCGAGAUUGGUUCCCACCCGAUUUGCGUGGGUAUGAUCAAAGCAAUAUUUGGCCCCAAGGUCACGGCACUAGCUUCUCUGCGUCGCAAUGAGGACAGCUGGAAGAUUCUAUCAGGGACCUUGUCAGCCCUUUACCUUGCUGGUGCCGAGAUCGACUGGAAUGAAUAUCACCGAAAUUUCACCGCAUGUCAUAAGGUCCUCAGACUGCCUGCUUAUGCUUGGGACUACAAGAACCACUGGCUUGAGUACAAGAACGAUUUCUGCUUGACAAAGGGCGAUGCACCAAUCGCUGCUGUCGCUCCCCCCGCUCCCGAGCCGACCUUCUCUACAACCGCUUUGCAGACAUUGAUUGAGGAGCAUGCAGAAGACGACAAGGCGACUGUCCUGUUCGAAUCACGGCUGUCGGAUCCUGGCCUUGUUGCAGUUGUGCAGGGCCACAAGGUCAAUGGCAAUCGUCUCUGUCCUUCUUCGCUAUAUGCGGACAUUGGUCUCACGCUAGGAGACUACUUGCUCGAGAAAUAUCGGCCUAACGAGAAGACGAGGACAGCUAUGGACAUUGCAAAGAUGAGCAUCGACAAACCCCUUAUCGCCAAGGAUCCCGACAAUCAACGCUACCGCGUGUCCGCUACCGCAGAUUGGACAACCUACACCAUUGCAUUCAACAUCUUCAGCGUUACUCCGGAGGGGAAGAAGACCGUCAAUCACGCCAAUUGCCUCGUCAGAUUUGGAGACCCGAAGGUCUGGCUAGCUGAGUGGAAGCGCUCUGAGUACCUAAUCAAGCCGCGCAUCCAGUCACUUCUCAAAAGCGUGGAUGAUGGACAGGCGUCCAGACUUAAGCGAGCGAUGGCCUACAAGCUUUUCGCAACAUUCGUGGAGUACGACCAGAAGUACCGCGGUAUGGAGGAGGCCGUGCUUGAUAGCGCUAAUUUCGAAGCCACUGCACGUGUCAAGUUUCAGGACACCGAAAAGGAUGGCAACUACUACCUUAGCCCCUACCGAGUGGAUAGUCUUGGCCACCUUUCUGGGUUCACCAUGAACGCCAAUGAGACCAUUGAUACCAAUGUGCAGGUUUAUCUCAAUCAUGGAUGGGAAUCAAUGCGCUGCUCUGGAAGUUUUUCAUCCGAGAAGACCUACCGGACGUAUGUCAAGAUGCAGCCCACUGAAGGGACUAUAUACGCUGGAGACGUUUACAUUUUUGAUGAAGAUGUGAUCGUCGCGGUUUUCCAAGGUGUCAAGUUCCAAGGCGUGCCACGCAAGCUUAUCAACACGGUGUUGCCCCCUCCCAAUGCUUCUAAAGCCACCCCAACGCCGGCAGCAAACCCUCCCAGAACCGUGACACCGACUGUACCUGCCAGACAGCAGAAGGUACAGGAGCCACCAGCCAAAAAGGCUAAGGCUACCACCAUUGCAAUCUCUCCACCGAAGCCCGCUGCCUCUAGCGUGAUGGCGCGCGCACUUACCAUCAUCUCUGAAGAAGUCGGCGUGUCGCUGUCCGAGCUGACAAAUGACGCUGUGUUUGCUGACCUUGGUGUUGACUCCCUUCUGUCACUGACCAUUUCCGGCCGCUUCCGUGAAGAGCUUGACCUUGAUGUCGAGUCGUCUAUCUUCACCGACUGCGAAACCGUCGAGGCACUCGGCAAGGCCAUCGCGCCCAGCAAUCCUGAACCGCAGGCUCCUCUCGAUUCGGUGGUUCUGAGCCCAAGCCGAUUCAGCUCCGGCAUUACCACGCCGGCAGACUCCGAUUCAGAUUACGCGCUUGACGAUGCCUCCAGCAACACAUCUAUCGACGAAAUGGAAGAUGAACAGCCCAGCAAGAGCGACGGUACAAUGGCACAGAUGCGCCGGAUACUCUCGGAAGAAAUCGGAGUUACCGAAGACGAACUGACCGGCUCGGUCGAGCUAUCUGACUUGGGCAUGGACUCGCUCAUGGCACUCACUGUUCUUGGUAGACUGCGCGAGGAGCUGAACCUUGAUCUUCCCUCGGAUCUGUUUGCCGAACACGGCAGCCUGGAUGCCAUCCAAGCAAGUCUAGGUAUCACUCCACAGCCAACUGCCCGGCCCGCACCGCAACAAGCAGCCGCACGUAUGGAACGAAAAGUUCCUACCGAGCCGAUGCCGGCUGCAACCUCAAUCUUGCUGCAAGGUAGCGCCAAAACAUCCACCAAGAAGCUGUUCCUGUUCCCUGACGGCUCCGGUUCCUCAACAUCUUAUAUGAACCUUCCGAAGAUUGGCUCCGAUGUCGCUCUUUACGGGCUGAACUGCCCAUUCAUGAAGACUCCAGAGAAGCUCAAGGGCAGCCUCUCAGAGCUAACAGCACCUUACCUCGCCGAGGUGCGCCGGCGUCAGCCGAAAGGCCCUUACUACCUAGGCGGCUGGUCGGCAGGCGGUGUCUGCGCCUACGAUGCCGCUCAGCAGCUCAUCGCUGAAGGCGAAGAAGUGGCUCGCCUCAUCCUGCUGGACUCACCGUUCCCGAUCGGCCUCGAGAAGCUGCCACCGCGGCUGUACAAGUUCUUCGACUCGCAAGGCAUGUUCGGCACAGGCAACAAGGCUCCUCCCAGCUGGUUGCUACCGCACUUCCUUGCUUUCAUCGAGUCGCUAGACGCCUACAGAGCUGUGCCAUUCACCAAGGGCACGGCGCCUAAGACUCACCUCAUCUGGGCAAGAGAUGGUGUUUGCAAGAACCCCACCGACCCCAGACCCCCUCCCCAAGACGAUGACCCGAAGGAGAUGAAGUGGUUGUUGAACAACCGAACAGACUUUGGUCCCAAUGGAUGGGACACCCUGGUUGGCGGAAGCAGUAAUAUGGUAAUCGAGAGCAUGAGCGAUGCCAACCAUUUUUCAAUGAUGGAGGGUAGCAAGGCCGGCGAACUGAGUACUUUUAUCGCAAGGAGCAUGACUUAG
Messenger RNA from Coniosporium apollinis CBS 100218, 6426 nucleotides. RefSeq lists its product as uncharacterized. NCBI's taxonomy places the organism in Eukaryota, Fungi, Ascomycota, Dothideomycetes. The transcript has 4 exons. The record is from RefSeq and is a predicted model, not a curated record. The coding region runs from base 1 to 6426 and encodes 2141 amino acids. Gene Ontology annotation, biological process: fatty acid biosynthetic process. Gene Ontology annotation, molecular function: 3-oxoacyl-[acyl-carrier-protein] synthase activity; phosphopantetheine binding; fatty acid synthase activity.